AUGGCGGCGGGGGCGCUGCGCCCCGCGCCCGGCUGAGGCGCGGCGCUCCCUGCGCUCAGUGCGGCCGCGGCGAUGUCGGAGCCGGAGCACCUGGGCGGGAAGCGGGCCGAGUCGGCGCGGCUGCGGCGGGCCGAGCAGCUCCGGCGCUGGAAGGGCUCCCUGACGGAGCAGGAGCCGGUGCGGCGGGGGGGCGGCCGUGGCCGGCAUCGCGGCGCCGGGGGGUCCCGCGUCCGCUUCGAGGAGGGCGCCGUCUUCCUGGCCGCCUGCUCCAGCGGGGACACCGAGGAGGUGAAGCGGCUGCUGGGCCGCGGCGCCCGCAUCAACACCACCAACGUGGACGGGCUGACAGCCCUGCACCAGGCCUGCAUAGAUGAGAACCUGGACAUGGUGAAGUUCCUUGUGGAAAAUGGAGCCAAUGUGAACCAGCAGGACAACGAGGGCUGGACCCCUCUGCACGCAGUGGCCUCCUGUGGCUACCUGAACAUAGCAGAGUACUUAAUCAGCCAUGGAGCCAACGUGGCUGCGGUGAACAGCGAAGGGGAAGUCCCUUCCGACAUCGCCGAGGAGGCUGCCAUGAAGGACCUGCUGCUGGAGCAAGUGAGGAAGCAAGGUGCAGACCUGGACCUGGCCAGGAAGGAAGAGGAGCAGCAGAUGCUGCAGGACGCUCGGCAGUGGCUCAACAGUGGCAGGAUUGAGGACGUGAAGCAGCCCCGGACAGGUGCCACAGCUCUGCAUGUGGCUGCAGCCAAGGGCUAUGCAGAAGUCAUGAGGCUCUUGAUCCAGGCUGGCUUUAACCUCAACGUGCAGGACAACGACGGCUGGACCCCGCUGCACGCUGCCGCGCACUGGGGCGUGAAGGAGGCUUGCUCCAUCCUGGCCGAGGCUCUGUGUGACAUGGACAUCAGGAACAAGCUGGGCCAGACACCCUUCGACGUGGCUGACGAGGGCCUGGUUGAGCACCUGGAGAUGCUGCAGAAGAAGCAGAGUGUGCUGCGAAGUGAGAAGGAGACGAGGAACAAACUGAUCGAGGCUGACAUGAACGGCAAGCCCCAGAGCAGGAUCUUCAGCAACAAGGAGAAGAUUCUGUACGGGGAGGAGACUCUGAAGUCCAUGGAGAGGGAGGAGGAGAACAAAGACUCCAGCAGCUCCAGCUCGGAAGAGGAGGAGGCUGAAGAUGAGGUUUCAGAAUCGGAUACUGAAAAGGAAUCAGAGAGGAAGGAAGAGCCUUUUGCCAACCACUCCAGCCAUGAAACCAGGCCUAGCACCACCCAGCAAAUGCCAGCACCUGAGCCCAACUCCUUCACUGCAUCUGCCAGAAGAUUCAGCUGGCUCGGCAAGGCAGAGGAGCAGAAGGAUGAGUCUCCCUCGUCCUGGCGGCUGGGGCUGCGCAAGACUGGCAGCCACAACGUCCUGAGCGAGGGCAGCAGCAGCCGUGAGGCGCCGCGGGAGAAGCCUUCCUGCAUCCACCGCUCCUCCUCCAGCCCGCGCAUCUCCGCCCUCCUGGACAGCAGGGAGCAGGAUAAAGACAACAAGAGCUACCUUGCCACCAUAGCCCCCCGAAGACUGAGCAGCACAAGUGACAUAGAAGAGAAAGAAAACAGGGGAUCCGCAGUGACGCUGGUGCGCAGCGGCUCCUACGCGCGGCCGCCCUGGCGGGACGAGUCCAAGGCCAGCGAAGCUCCUCACCCUGGGGCUCCUACGACUUAUGUCUCCACCUACUUGAAAAGUGCUUCCUUUGGUAGAAGUAGUGACCUCAGCAGCCCCUUCAUGUCAGCCAGUCGCAGUCCAUCUCUAGCUACCUCACCCACUGCCAUUGGCUCAUCUACCUCCCUGGGCACCCCGUGGCAACCUGUCUCUUCCUGCCCCACAGCUCCCGGUGCGAGCACUCCGGCAGCAGCCCGACAGCACUCCAGGUCCUAUCUGACUCCGGUGCGGGAUGAGGAGGCGGAGUCCCUGCGGAAGGCUCGGUCCAGGCAGGCGCGGCAGACGCGCAGGUCCACGCAGGGUGUGACACUGACAGACCUGCAGGAGGCAGAGCGAACCUUCAGCCGGUCGCGGGCGGAGCGGCAGGCGCAGGAGCAGCCCAGCGAGAAGGAGGAGAGCGCAGAGCCGGCCGGGGACAGCGGCGACAGGCAGGAGGGCAGAGCUCGCUGGAGCAGGAGCACGGAUGAGGAGAACAUCUACCGGCGGCUGAGGUGCCCGGCGCCAGCAGAGAAGCCUACCACACCUGUGUCCCCCUCCACCUCAGCACCUCUCCUCUAUACAAGCUCCUACCUGACUCGAACAAAUAAGUAUCUGAGUCCUGACUCUGUGAACCCAGCAGACUUCAGAGGUACAGCCACAGAGAUGGAGAAGAAUGAGUGUGAAGAGCAGGAGGCAGAGGACAGGGCUCUGAGCAAGCAGUCCAUCCGCGAGCGGCGGCGGCCCAAGGAGAGGCGGAGAGGCACAGGAAUCAUCUUCUCCACAAAGGAUGAUGAAGAUGAAGUGGAUGGAAACGAGGAAGUGAAGGAGGCUCGGCAUGAAAGACUUUCCAGGUUGGAAGCAGCUACAAACCCCAGCAGCAGUGAGUCCUCCUACAGCGACCGUGCCUCCAGCCGCGCCAGUGCCUACAGCCGCAGGGAGAACCGAUUGGCCGCGCUCAGCAGCCGGGCGGAGGAGGAGAGCAACAGGGACUACAAGAGACUAUACGAAAGUGCCCUGGCUGAAAAUCAGAAGCUGAAGUCAAAACUGAAGGAAGCUCAACUCGAGCUGGCUGAAAUCAAAUCCAAGUUGGAAAAAGCAGCCCAGCAGAAGCAGGAGAAGAGCUCUGACCGCUCCUGCAUGCUGGAGCUGGAGAAAAGGGAGAAGAGAGCCCUGGAGCGGAAACUCUCUGAGAUGGAAGAGGAGAUGAAGAUUUUGACAGAGCUGAAGUCAGACAACCAAAGGCUGAAGGACGAGAACGGAGCCCUCAUUCGUGUCAUCAGCAAACUCUCCAAAUAGGGAUCCUGAGCAAAGGCAGGCCCAGGAGGGGUGCCCUACACCAGCUGCCAGCCCUGCCACCCAGCCCUCCCCACGCUGCCCUCCUGCCCGGUACAGCAAGUGUCUCAGCCAUGGGAUCAGCCUGGCACACCUCCUGGCCCAGCCUGCUGCUGUACAUUCCCUUCCUGCCCACAGCUCCCCAGCACACCUCUGCCAGGCUCUUGUUUGGAAUUGGAGGUGGUGUCUUGGACACUCUUCAAGGGAGAAGAGAAAUGUGAGGGCUGGGGGUGAGCUGCCACAACCUCUCCUGCAGGCUCAGCGUGUGGUGGGGAACCUUGGUCUGGAGCAGGUGACUCCUGCUUGGACAAGUGACACCUAAAGAACUGAUCCAGCACAGCCAAGUCCUUCAGGGGUGGGAGAUGUGGACCUGGGCUGGGACUCUGAGGAUGCUCAGCAACCCCCCCCCAGAUGUGGGUCACAAAGUGAUGCUGUGAAAGCCACCAGGGCUGAUGCUCUAACAGGCUGACUGCUGCUUUGCACAGAGACCUUCUCCUUCCACCCCAGCAGACCAAGUCUGGUCUUGUUCCUGUUCAGCACCACCAGCGCUGACUCUCAGCAUCAGAUCCCUCCUCCCUCCCCUGCCUUUCCUUCACAGCCUGGCUGACUUGGUGUCAGGCUGGGUCCUUCCAGGCCUCCUGGUUCUGCUCACUGCACCUGGGCUCUUGCUGCUGGGGACAGGAUGCACCACAGAUACUUGCCAAGCUUCCUGAAGGACAGGCUUGAAGCCCUGGAGGUCCUCUGCUGCUCUCACUUGUCUGUCAGUGUAAAUCACCUUGCAGGAUCUCUGCCCACACCAGAAAUCAGCCUCCCUGUCCCACAGCAGGGACAUUUUCCUGCCAUCCUCUCAAGGGCAGAAGGAUGUGGUGGGGCUGGGCUGGGCUUCCAGGCACCUGGCUCUGGCCUGCAGGUGAAGGCAGCACUGGCUGGGUUGCAGAGACAGGGAACAGCAGAGGCCUGUGGGUGAAGAACCUUGGCAGAGCACAGAGUGGUGAUCAUUGUCCUCCUGCAUGCCUGGGAGAGGUGUGGGGUGUUGGUGUCAGAGGGGCAAGGAGCUGACCUCAGGGUGCUGGUAGCUGGCUGGGAUGAAAGUCUUUCAGUCUGUCAGAAGCUUGCAAUAAGCCUUGGCCUUGAAGGAAACCUCAAAACCUCUCUUUGAUGUUCUGCAUACUGAGAACAGUUUGGGACUGUCCCGUGGGCAUCGAGGCAGUGGCUGUGUGCGGUGAGUGCUGAGAGCAGCAGCAACCUGCUGUGGAGCUGUUCAGCUUCCCCUUCACACACUUCUCUCAAACGAUUCUUUCCCUCUGAGACUUCUUGCUGCACCCAAGCCACUUCCCCUCUCCCUCCCUCCUGAUUGCUCCUUUCACUUCCCUUGUCCUUUGCUUUCCCUGCCCUGCCUGGCUGAGAGCUGCAGUCUCAGUCGCUCAACUUGGAGGUUACCAUGAAGUUGCUCUGACUUUGCCUGGGCACCUCUGCUAACUGAGCUGGCAUCUCUUGCCAGGCCAGUGGGUCUCUUUGUGCUCUGAGGGAGAGAGAGGAGAUACUUGAACGUGGGCAUGAUUCUGGAGCUUGCUCAGAAGUUUCUCCUUCAGUCCUGAGCUUUUUGGAACCUUUUGCUGGUUACUGCCUCAGAAAGUGAUUUAGUUUCCUCUGCCUUGGACUUUUUAAUUUGGUUUGUUGGUUUUUGGUUGUUUUUUUUUUAACUACUUCUCCAUUUUCCACCCCCCCUUCCCCUCCCUGUCCUGCCUGUUUCCACCUCUCUUGCUCUUCUCAGAGCUGCUGAUGUUCCCCAGGCAGCUCUAGGCAGAGGCUCCUGCUCCGCACUGCUGCCAGCGGAGCCGUUGCUGUGCAGCCUGAGGAGCUGCUUCUCCUGGCACUCUGAGGCCCUUCCUCUGCUGCUGUGCUUUGGGGAGGAAGAGACCAAAGCUGGUGACAGCAUCAGGGUUUCUGCAGAGCACAGCCUAAGCCAGGCCUUAUCUCUCUUUGUUUUAACCCUGCUCUAUUGAACUGCUUUAAGUCUCGAGAUCCAGUCAAUGCUUCCCCUGCACGUUCCCUCUUGGUGCACUCUUUCUGUGAGUACUUCUGCAGUCCUUGGUGUUCUUCCUCUCAGUGACCCACUCCUCACUUCAGACCUGGGCUCUCUCAGCUCUCAACAGGAGCCCAGUCCCUUCUGUGCCACGUGGAGGAGAGAGCCUCACCUGCUGGGGCUGUUAGUUGCCUGCCAGUGUGGGUCCUGCAUCCCAGCAGGACAAGGGACAAGAUUUCAGCCUGAGGAGGCAGGUUCCUGGCAGCACGUUCCUGGUGUCUGUGGUAGGGAGAGGCUUCAGCCCACCCUGCCAAACCCACCCUGCACUGACAGCUUGCCCCUUCCCACCAGGACACUCGCUGUGGUUUACUGGACAGAGCAGGCUGCAGAGGGUGCAGGAGGCUUCGUUCCUCUGCCUGGCAUCUUGCAAAGCCAAACCACUGCAGCCCAAGUCUCUGCUGAGCACUGGAUGAUGCCCCUGAAGGGGCACAGGACCCACCAACAGUCGAGUGUCACUGGCUAGCCAAAGCUGUGAGUGUUCCCUGAGGACAACACCAUCCAACCCAGACCCUUGAGGAGGGUUCUUGGUCUCCCUGCCCUAAAGCAGUGCACCGAGGAGGUGAGGAGCAGGAGGAUCCCACACUCUGCACUCAGGCAGGGCGUGGAGCAGGUCUUGGAGCUGAUCCCUGCUGCAGCAGAGGGUUUGCCAGGUGUGCUCUCCACUGGCUUUUGUUUUUCUAAGCAGCUGCUUGGGGUGAAUUCAUUUUUACUGCUUGGGGUGAACCCACCUGUCGUGGCUGCGAGUUGGAUGAUGGCUCUUUGUAAAUAAACUGCUGGGAGAAGCAGGACAAAGCUAACAGAGAUGGGGAGAGAAUGUAUUUUUAUGCAACUUUUUGAGUGGCCUUUUAAACCCCUGAGAUGAAUGAUUUGUUUUACUGGUUGUUGUUAUAUAGUAUUAUAAGUAUUAUGUGUUUGAAAGUUUGGGAAUAAUAUCCACACCUAUGAUGCUUGUAAACACAACAGUAUUUAUAAAGGAAUAAAGAAGAGUUGGUAAAAUAGAA
Molecule: messenger RNA, 6102 nt
Organism: Pogoniulus pusillus (Red-fronted tinkerbird)
Lineage: Eukaryota; Metazoa; Chordata; Aves; Piciformes; Lybiidae
Gene: PPP1R12B
Product: protein phosphatase 1 regulatory subunit 12B
Biological process (GO): signal transduction
Cellular component (GO): A band; Z disc; cytoplasm
Molecular function (GO): enzyme inhibitor activity; phosphatase regulator activity; protein kinase binding
Source: RefSeq, a predicted model, not a curated record